Molecule: messenger RNA, 405 nt
Organism: Ambispora gerdemannii
Lineage: Eukaryota; Fungi; Glomeromycota; Glomeromycetes; Archaeosporales; Ambisporaceae
Source: the annotation of a GenBank genome assembly
AUGGAUAAAGCCUUAACUCCAGAAUAUUUGGACUGGCAUGCUAAAUUGAUUGAUUCACCAAGCCAUUUGACAGAUAAAAUUCGUUCAAGCUUAUAUAGAGCAUAUACGGAAGAGACUGAGCUUGAUCCCUGGAUAAAGUCUGAAGCUCCUAAAUCCUCACAAAUUAGUAAAAUUAGCAUAACUAAUCCAAAUAAGAUUUAUCAGCUAGAGGCUGGCUCACACCAAUAUGCCAUUAAACAUAAAAUUGAUCCCAAGAAAUUUUCAGUCAUUACUGAGACUGAAAAAAAAGAUAGGGAAAGACUAGUCGGUGAAGAGUUAUUAUGUCGCAGUAUACUAAAGAGUGGUUUAAGUAUUGCAUGGCUCGAUAAUCUUAUGGAAGAAUGGGAAAAAAUUCACACUCAAUUU